Caenorhabditis angaria is the source of this 2023-nucleotide messenger RNA. Lineage: Eukaryota; Metazoa; Nematoda; Chromadorea; Rhabditida; Rhabditidae. The record is from the annotation of a GenBank genome assembly.
AUGUCCUUUUUCUGGUCGCUGAAGAAUUUUGAUGCUUAUCGUAAGCCGAUGGACGAUUUCCGGAUAAAAACAUUGUCUGGUGGCUUGGGUAAGUGCUAAACAUUGCAAAUUUUUCUUAAAAAUAAAUAGAUUUUCAGUAACACUGAUAGCGACAAUCGUGAUCGGGCUGUUGAUUUUGCUCGAGACUAGGCAAUAUUUCAAUGUUCAAACACUUGAACACUUAUAUGUUGAUUCAACAACUUCUGAUGAACAUGUCGAUAUCGCAUUUGACAUCACUUUUCACAAACUGCCUUGUAAUUGUGAGCUUUUUUAAAAAAUUUUUCAAACGUUGAAUUGUGAAAAAAGAAUAUUCUAUUUCAGUUAUUACGGUGGAUGUGAUGGAUAUAAGUAGUGAAGCUCAGGACAACAUCAACGAUGAUAUUUAUCGCCUCCGAUUGGAUGAACAUGGUAGAAAUAUUUCAGAAACUGCACAAAAAAUCGGUGAGUACUAUAAUUUUCUUUAUUUUAUGGAUUGUGAGAACAACAUAUUGUUUCAAAAACUAAUUGAUUUUUUUCUAUAGAAGUGAAUCAAAACAAAACAUCAUCGCCGUCAGAAACACCAACUGAAGUAAAAUGUGGAAGUUGUUAUGGAGCAGCAGGAGAUGGAGUGUGAGUUUUUUAUGUAGGGAGUUUUAGGAAAUGGCUCUGAAAUUAAAAUUUUGAGAAGAGAGUUCUUGAAAUUGAAUGAACAAUCAAGCUGACAUUGGAAAACAUUGAAAUUUUCUAGAAGUUCUUUUGAAAAAAUUUUAUUUUUCAGAUGCUGUAAUACUUGUGAAGAUGUCAAAAAUGCAUAUGCAACCAAAGGAUGGCAAGUGAACAUCGAAGAAGUUGAACAAUGUAAAGUGAGUUUUUGAAUAUAUUUUUGAGAGGUACUGAAACUUUGAAUUUUGUUUAAAUUUGAAUCACGUUUAUCAAAUUAUUCCAUCCAGUAAUCAACAAUUCAAAGCAGACGAAUGAAGAUUACUGAUAAUUCUGAAAUGUGAUGUUCAUUAGAAGCUGAAUCCCAGAAAAUAGCGGCUACAGACUAGACUUCAUUCAGGGUCAAGUUUAUCAGUAAAAUCUAGAAUUUUUAGACACCGUGUCUGAUGUGAAUUUUAUUGGAAUAUACAAUUUAGACUUGAAAUUGAACUAUAAAAUAAAUAUUGAUUCAUUCCACAAAAUGAAUUAGUGUUUCCAUCAAAAAUAAUUGUUCCAGAACGACAAAUGGGUAAAAGAAUUCAACGAGCACAAAAAUGAAGGAUGCCGUGUUUAUGGAAAAGUUCAAGUAGCCAAAGUUGCUGGAAACUUCCAUCUUGCUCCAGGAGAUCCACAUCAAGCAAUGCGAUCUCAUGGUAAGUUAUUUCCAUUCAAUCCUGAACUUUUUUCAAAAUAACCGAAUUCUCUUCAGUUCACGAUCUUCACAAUCUUGACCCCAUCAAAUUCGACGCUUCCCACACUGUAAACCAUGUUGCAUUUGGCCAAUGGUAUCCAGGAAAACAAUAUCCCUUGGAUGGGAAAGAAUCGAAAGCAGAUAAAGGAGGCAUUAUGUAUCAAUACUAUGUCAAGGUUGUGCCGACAAGAUAUGUAUAUAUUGAUGGAAAAUCAGAGCAAAGUCAUCAGUUCUCAAUUACAACGCACAGAAAAGAUUUGAGUUUGCGUAAGUAUUUGAUUUAUCUAUUUUCCACUUCGGGAAUGAAAAUAAAGUUGAUUCAAGUAUAAAUAUUUCAAAAAAUUUAGGUCAAAGUGGACUUCCUGGAUUUUUUCUUGCAGUAUGAAUUCAGUCCGCUGAUGGUUCAUUACGAGGAGCAUAGAGCGUAUGUUUAUAAGUUUUCUUCUAUAAACAAAUAUAUGAUUUACCUUAUAUUGCAGAACACUAGCAACAUUUUUGGUAUCAUUAUGUGCAAUUAUUGGGGGAGUUUUUGCAAUGGCUCAAUUAGUUGAUUUGACCAUUUAUCAUUCUUCAAAGUACAUCAAACAACGAAUCGCUGGGAACAAAUUAACAUAA